Diversispora eburnea is the source of this 651-nucleotide messenger RNA. NCBI's taxonomy places the organism in Eukaryota, Fungi, Glomeromycota, Glomeromycetes, Diversisporales, Diversisporaceae. The record is from the annotation of a GenBank genome assembly.
AUGAAUCGUCGAAGAGUUGGUUACGCGGGGCUAUCAAGAAAAAAGGCUGCUGAUGGUCAAUUUUCAAAGGUCGGAAGCAAUUAUGAAAAAAAACAAAUGGAACAAGUAAACAUUGAAAAAGAACCUAAACUCAGAACACAUUUUUCAAAGAUAUGUGCCAAUGUUGGAGUUGAUCCUCUUUUAUCAAAUAAGGGAUUUUGGGCCGAACUUUUAGGAUACGGUAAUUUUUAUUAUGACAUUUGUGUACAAAUUAUUGAAAUAUGCAGAUCUACUCGAGAUAGAAAUGGAGGACUAGUUGAAUUAGGAGAAUUGAAACGACAAUUAACGAAAAAGCGAAGUUCAUCACAAGAAAUUAGUGAGGAUGAUAUCGUACGGGCAAUAAAAACACUUAAACCUUUAGGUAAUGGGUUUGAAAUUAUACAAAUCGGCAAUAGAAAGAUGGUUAGAUCGGUUCCUAGAGAAUUAAACAUUGAUCAGUCCAAUAAAGGUUAUGUUACAAAAUAUAUUAUCGAAUCAGAAUUGGGAUGGGGAAUGGAACGCAUUAAUGAUGUCAUCGAUACUUUGCUUGCCGAUGGCCUUUGUUGGAUAGAUGAACAAGCAGAUCCAAUUGAGUAUUGGGUUCCCAGUUUCUUCAAAGGUGUAGAUGAUUGA